This is a messenger RNA of Orussus abietinus, 860 nucleotides long. Its product is annotated as EEF1A lysine methyltransferase 2. The record is from RefSeq and is a predicted model, not a curated record. The transcript is spliced from 4 exons. Gene Ontology annotation, cellular component: cytoplasm. Gene Ontology annotation, molecular function: protein-lysine N-methyltransferase activity. The coding region runs from base 81 to 746 and encodes 221 amino acids. Gene Ontology annotation, biological process: peptidyl-lysine monomethylation; peptidyl-lysine dimethylation. Lineage: Eukaryota; Metazoa; Arthropoda; Insecta; Hymenoptera; Orussidae.
CAACACGUGAUAUUAACGACAGAUUUUUCGGAAGAAUUAUUUCUUGGAAAUUUACGGAUAUUUAAAAUCAUCAUAAAUUAAUGAUGACAGAGUGCACAGGGGAAUUAAAUCCGUCAGUUUUGGGCACUCAGGAAUAUUGGGAGAAAACAUACUCUGUGGAGAUUGAUAAUUUUAAGAGUCAUGGUGAUGUUGGAGAGAUAUGGUUCGGGGAAGAUAGCGCUUUACGUAUCAUUAGGUGGGUAAGUUCGAGUCCAGAAAUUCUACAAACUAGUGACAAGAUUAUCGACGUGGGAUGCGGUAACGGAAUGAUGCUGGUUAAAUUAGCAGAAGCUGGAUUUACGAACCUGACUGGUAUCGACUAUUCUAAAAAAGCUAUCGACUUGGCCCGAGAGGUUACCAAUGAUAAAGGAUACCCUGACAUUAAAUUAACAGUGUGUGAUAUUUUGAGCGACCGCAUACGAUUGGAAUCAGAUUUUAAAAUAGCUCACGAUAAGGGCACUUACGACGCGGUUAGCUUGAGUCCCGAUAAUCCUAAGGAAAAAAAGGAAAGGUAUAUCCAAAGUAUGUACGAUCUUCUAGGACGAGAUGGCUUGCUUGUCCUGACAUCAUGUAACUGGACUAAAGACGAACUGCAGCAACAAUUCAACUCUCAUUUCGAGUUAAGUCACGUCAUACCGACACCAACUUUUCAAUUUGGCGGACAAACUGGCAACUCGAUUACGUCUUUGGUAUUCAGGAGAAGAUAACACGAUUUGAGGUUAGGAUGGGGACGAAUUUAUUGACGAAACCUCAUGGCGAAUUACGCAGUACAUUAGUCGAAAAAAUGUGAAACUUCGAGGAAAUAAAAGUAUUUCGACGCA